UGCCAAUGUGACAAUCCUUCCUCCAAUUCGAUGGUUAGGAUUGAGUGGGUGCAAUUUAAAUGGAGAAAUUCCAACUUGGAUAAUGAAUCUAACAACUUUAAAUUACCUGGUCCUUUCCCGUAAUGAUCUUCAAGGUGAAAUUCCAUAUUUCCUCUUCAAGUGACAUGCUUUCAAAGCUCCAAAAGCUUACUGUUCUUGGUUUAGGCGGAGGCAACAAAUUGUCUUUUCUUGAAGGGAAGAACACUUCCAAAGUAACAUUUCUUUCUCAAGUUCGAGCUUUGGAUUUAACUUCAUGCAAUUUUGUUCAUUUUCCCAAUUUUAUACAACACUUGCAAGAGUUGACUACUCUUUCCAUAUCAAACAACAACAUAAAGACAAUACCGAGUUGGUUAUGGAACAAAACAACUCUUGAGAGUUUGGAAGUUUCCAACAACCUAUUGAUGGGAGAUAUAUCCCCCUCCAUAUGCAACCUGCAGUCACUUGUGGAACUUGAUUUAUCUUCCAACAAUUUAGUUGGCAUGAUUCCAUCAUGUUUGGGAAGCUUUAGCCAAUCCCUUCAACUUUUGAAUGUCUCAGGAAACAAAUUGACAGGCAAUAUUCCUCAAAUUUAUGUGAAAGGAAAUCUCCUUCAGUUGAUCGAUUUUAGUUCUAACAAGUUGUACGGUCAAUUACCAAGAGCACUUGUCAAUUGCAGAAUGCUUGAGUUUCUUGAUGUGAGCCGUAACCAUUUCAAUGACUCAUUUCCUUUCUGGUUGGGAUCUCUUCCUAAGUUAAAGGUUCUUUCUUUACGUGAUAAUCAAUUUCACGGAGCUAUAAUGUGUCCAUUGAAAUACACAUUUCCCCAACUUCGAAUCAUUGAUCUUUCUCAAAAUCGUUUCUCAACGAAAUUAACAUCAGAAAUAAUCAUGUGCUUCAAAUCGAUGAUCAUAUCCAACAAAAGGCAACUGGAUUUCAAGGACGUGAUUCAUAGUGACAAUGCGGAAAUAGAUAUUGAUUCGCAUCCAUUUUCAAUGUCCAACAAAGGAGUUGUCAUGGAUUAUCUUGGGAGUCAAUACCUUCAUCACAUGGUGGCCAUUGAUCUUUCAUGUAACAAAAUUUCGGGAGAGAUUCCAGAUAUCAUGGGAAGUUUGAAUGGUCUUGUUGUGCUCAAUUUGUCCAAUAACAUGUUUACUGGCAGCAUCCCAUCUUCUUUCGGAAAGCUUUCAAGUCUUGAAGUGCUGGACCUUUCUCUCAAUAGCCUGUCAGGAAAUAUUCCUCAACAACUCACAGAACUAACCUUCUUGGAUUUUUUCAAUGUGUCUUUCAACAAUCUCUCAGGUCCAGUACCAGAAAAUGGCCAACUUUCUACCUUUGAUAAUAAUUCAUUUGAGGGAAAUAAAGAUUUGUGCGGGAUUCAAUUGUUGAAGAAAUGUGAAGAUCAUCCUAAGCCUCCAUUGCAAAAACCUGAUGGUGAUCAAGAUUCUGAGUCAGGAUAUUUCUUUGAAUUUUAUUGGAUGGUAAUUCUAAUUGGAUAUGGGGGUGGCCUUGUUGUUGGGUUAGCAGUGGGAGAUGCUUUUUCUGUGGAUGUUUAUAGGUUGCUGAAAAAGAUCUUUUAAGUCACAAGUCUAGAUGUUGGUCUUUUCAUGUGUGUAAUCUUAGAUUAU
Messenger RNA from Arachis ipaensis, 1643 nucleotides. The record is from RefSeq and is a predicted model, not a curated record. NCBI's taxonomy places the organism in Eukaryota, Viridiplantae, Streptophyta, Magnoliopsida, Fabales, Fabaceae.